AAAAUGGCCGCUCUACCGAAAUGUGUGUGACACACGGUGACACUUGAACGAGUGUUAUGUUUGUGUCGUCAAUAUUUAUUGAAGUUUUUUCAGUGCAAAUGCAAUUAUUAAGAAAGUGACAGUGUUCGUCUAUAGUUGAUCAUUGAAUUUAAGGAUUAAAAAACAUUCUCAUUGUGUCGUCAGGGAGUAAUCGAUUCAUGAAGGAUGAGCGGUAAAUUUGUUAUGUAGAUGAUUAUUGCCUAUCCUGGCGUCAGCAGUAAUGCCAACGUAUCACAAUGCGGGCGGUGUCUACCCAAAUUUAUCAGCACCAGCCCGUCAAGCAAAACUCGACAGCAACCAAAAUCAUCAUCACACAAUUCCAUCGACCAUAACCAAUCUUUCCUUGCUCCAUAACACAACACAACAUUCAAAUUCUUCCAAUCUCACUGCUUCCAAUAUUUCGUCCCAUCCAGUGUCCCCAAUCAUGACUACACAUUCAAAUAUUACAUCGCAAAAUGUUACCUCUCACAUUAAUGCUCUUCCCACUCCAGUCAUUAUCACUUCAAAUUCAACAAAUAGCGGCAAUACUAAUGUACUGCCAACGAAUCCUAGGCAUGAAGUAAAGCUCAAUGCAAUGCCAUGGUUUCAUGGUAAAAUUUCGAGGGAAACAGCGGAAAGAUUGUUGCGACCUCGUGAAGAUGGCCUAUUUCUAGUUCGUGAGUCGACGAACUUUCCUGGCGAUUAUACGCUUUGUGUGUGCUAUCAAGGACGUGUUCAACAUUAUCGGGUGAAAUAUAAAAAUAAUCAAUUAACAAUAGACGACGAGGAGUUCUUUGAGAAUUUGGCGCUCCUCGUCGAGCACUAUGAGCAAGAUGCCGACGGUUUGUGUACACAAUUAACGAAAUCAUUGCCAAAACAAGGUAAACAAGAUUUUUGCGUUGAUCCAAAGGCAUUUAUCGAAGCUGGCUGGGUAAUACAAACGCAUGAAUUGGAAUUACGCGAGUGCAUUGGAAAAGGUGAAUUUGGCGAUGUUUUACUUGGUGUUUAUCGUGGGGAAAGAGUUGCUGUUAAAAUGUUAAAGGACAAUAGCGAAGCGGCGCAAAGAUUUUUAGCCGAGGCGAGUUUAAUGACAUCAUUGAUACAUGAUAAUUUAGUGAAGCUCCUUGGUCUUGUUUUUAAUAAUCCACAUAUGUACCUGGUCACCGAAUAUAUGAGUAAUGGAUCGCUCGUUGAUUAUCUAAGAUCCCGAGGAAGGUUACAUGUCUCCAAGAAAGAUCAAAUUAAUUUUGCAUUCGAUACUUGUGCUGGAAUGGCAUACUUGGAAUCUAGACAUGUUGUUCAUCGAGAUUUAGCCGCGAGAAAUGUCCUCGUUGCGGAAGAUGGAACAGCAAAAGUCUCGGACUUUGGUUUAGCGCGGGAUGAAAACUUUUCACUUGAUGGUGGAAAGUUGCCUAUAAAAUGGACCGCACCCGAGGCAUUAAAACACAACAAAUUUUCUAAUAAGUCUGACAUGUGGAGUUUUGGAAUUUUACUUUGGGAAAUUUAUUCUUUUGGUCGAGUGCCCUAUCCGAGAAUACCCUUGGCAGACGUUGUUAAAAGUGUAGAAGAGGGUCACAUAAUGGAACCACCUGAUGGAUGUCCGCCAGAAGUUUAUGAGAUAAUGCGACAGGCUUGGGACUUGCAACCAGAGAAGAGACCAACUUUUCACGAUGUUAAAGUGAAACUUGGACAGUUAAAAAUGGAGACGUAUUGCUGAAAAUAAAGGAAAGCCAUUACAGAAUGAGAUGAAGAAAAGAUGGAACUUGCUAGUGCAGAAUGCAACUUUUAUAAUCAGGGAAAUUUCGGUAGUAGUUUCGAAUAAUAAUUCAGUUUUAAAGUUGAAUUAUCUUUCGAAUGUAUAUUGUAUAGAUGUAGUAGAUAUUACGCGAUGCUUGUAUUUAUUGUUGUUUUUGUGUGAUACGCGAGAACGACUGAAGGUUUGAGGUAUUUUUUUUUAUAAAUUUUUUUCUCUUUUUUUUGUAACGAAAAAAUAUUUUUUCAAAAAGAACGUUACCUAUUUCAAGCGUGCCUUCUAUUCAAGUCGAUAUUCUUCAAAAGACGAUCAACUUGCAAAGUUUGUCAAUAGACUAAAUAAUUAUCUAGAAAUCCCAAUGCUUUAUCAUUAAAAAUUCUUUAAACUAAUUGCAAUUGCUUGCUUUUUUCGAUUUAUGUAUCUAAAUGAAUACAUAGACAACCAAGUUGUAAAGAAGUUUGUUAUGCAAUUAUCAUAAUAAUUAUUAUUCAUUUUAUUAAUUUACUCGACAGAUAGCAAAUCUUUUUAUUGUACAUUAUUUUCUUAAUUUUGAAAGUCAAAAGCUAAAAACAAUAUGAAGCGACUUAAACUAAAUUUUUUUAUCAGUAAAAUUUAAUAAAAUUAAGUUCGAAAAGUAUAAUUUUCUUUAAAGAUUUUCGAAAAUUCAAUUUUGUUAAAUUUUAUAUUUCCAGAUGUAUAAUUGGAUAUGUAAAUUAAUGUGAAAUGAAAAUGGUGUUUAUUACAUCAGCUUUUAAGAAUGAUUUAAAGAGAAGCAAUCCUUCGCUCAAAAACUGAGUAUUAAUGAAAUUUUUAAUAGUCAUUUAAGCUUUUAUUUUUCUUCUAAUCAAAGAUUCUAUUUUAACAUAUUAUUAUACAUUAAUUCUUACUAAAUUAUUGUAAUUAUCGGAGAAAUAAUGAGAAUUUUAAAUUGUCUUGUAUGCAAAAAACUUGUAGAUUACUUUAUUAACGAAACUUGAAUUUAAAAGAAUAUGAAAAUUUAAAAAUCAACUAUUAAAAAAUACUGUUAAAAAUUUAAUUUUUACACUACGAUGAACAUGAAUUAUUAAUUGAUAAUGUUUAAUUAAUAAUUAUUUGCUAAAUAAUUAAUAAAAAUAUGAUUCAAGUUUCGUUCGUUAACUAACAAUACAACUCAAUCUUCACAGUGUAAAUUUAAUUGUAAAUAUCUUGUAAAUAUUUAUUUAGUGAGAGAAAGAGAUUGUAUGUUUUUGUGAGAUGAAAUGAAAAUAAAGUGAAAUUAUGUAAAACGAUUAAUAUCGAUUAAGAUAUUAAAUGAAACUGUCCAUAUUUCUGUUUUAAGAUUUGGAUGAAAAUUGUCCAUUAAUAUGAAAUGUAUACGCACUUAAUAUAAAUGUCGAAUCGUUAAUACAUGCACCUUUUUUAGUGUAUGCGAAUUAUAUAUAUAAAAGGAAAAAAUUUGUGCGAAACUUUGGAAAAGAGAGAGAGAGAGAGAGAAAGAGAGAGAGUAUUUUUUUUAUUUUAGGAAAAUGUGGCGCAUAAUUUAUAGAUCAACAUUGUACCUAACAAUUCUAGUAGAUUCCUAGUAAUCGAGACUUCAAGAUAAAAAUACCAUCCAGUUAUUGCUGAGGUUAAAAUAAUUGAAGAUAAUUUUCUUGACACUUUAUUAAAAAAAAGAACGAUAUCUUUACGUAGUGCACAAAACAGAACUGAAUUAUAUUGGCAGCUAAUUUGCCAAUUCGAAAGGCAAAUAGUGGAAAAAAAGAGAAUCAAGGGAUUCAGGAUCGUCGAAGUUCACAAUUAAUAAAUAAAAAUGUCCUAAACAAUUCCAGGAAUAUAUUAUAUGAGAAAUUAUUAUUGCGAUUUCAAAGAAAGCAAUUCACAAGCGUACAUUAAAGCCCAUCCAAGCUCUUUUAUUGAAAAAGAACCAAAUCAGCAAAUUUUUUUUAAAGGUUUCGAAUUUAUUUUACAAAUAAAUAUUAAAUAACAAUUUAAAAAAUACUUAAAAAUCAGUUUAAUCAUGUUACAAAUAUUAAAAACGUUAUUAUCUAAUCUCAUAUGAGUUUGGAUGUAUUUUUUACAUGUACUUGUGACGAUGCAUUUCUAAAUUGAAGUAUGUACUAUUUAAAUUAUAAUCUUCUAAAAAGCAGCAAAAUAAAGAAUGCAAAAAUUUAUUCACACUUUCGAUGAAAUACUCAUUUUCAAUAAAAAAAAAUUUUAAACAAUCUAUUACAAUGAGAAAAACAAUAAUUGUAUAUAAUUUAUAAUUUUUACCUCUUGUGAAAUUCAACUUGAUUCUAAAAGUGAUAUAGAACAUUAUAAAAACAUCUAUAAAUAAAAGAGUCUCUAAACUAAA
Molecule: messenger RNA, 4103 nt
Organism: Leptopilina heterotoma
Lineage: Eukaryota; Metazoa; Arthropoda; Insecta; Hymenoptera; Figitidae
Gene: Csk
Product: tyrosine-protein kinase CSK
Exons: 8
Coding region: 260-1735 (491 amino acids)
Biological process (GO): protein phosphorylation
Molecular function (GO): protein tyrosine kinase activity; ATP binding
Source: RefSeq, a predicted model, not a curated record